UGACCCUCGCAUUCCAAUCAGGCCCUUCGUCCACAUCCCAUACCAAAAAUUUCGUUGCUCACCACUUCGCCUUAACCAACGCUCACAUCCAUCCACAACAAUGCCCGGCACUGUCAUCUCCACUGCAACAAGGAUCUGGGAGCUCAACGUCCACUGGACAAUGUACAGCCAAUGCGGAGUAUGGGAUCCCAAGGGAAAGGGAGUGGACAUCUGGGAGUGCAUUCGAGAUCAUGACUCGACUCCCGGAACCCAGCCACCAAAUGCACUCUAUUGGCGAUAUGUUGCCAGGAGAUAGUACGAUGCACGCGCCGUCCCCCGCUCAGUGCGCGCUGUGCACUGCGGGGCGAGAAUCAAAAUUCCUUGGAACGCGCCAGGACACCCCACCAUGUCACAUGCGACCACCAUCCCAAUCCUGGUGACGAAGACAAAUUGCUUCAGUUGCCCGACGACGACGGCUCGUCGCAACCCACCACUCACCGAAUGGAACACUACACGCACCCGUCGAAACCUAUCAUAUCGAACACUUCUCUAAUCGACCGACACUUGCUUCUAUACCAUCCACCAGCGCUUCAGUCGACUUCACCUGGCACAGUCUCCGGCAUUCGUUUCUUCACCGUUGGCAGCUGCGCUGUCGUUUUUGGGCCUUUUGUAUUCGUUUUCCGGGUUGGACACAAGGGGGCUUCAUGGCGCUUUCCGAUACACAAGCGGCCAUUCAGAACAUUUCUCCUUCUAAAUUAGUCGCAAUUUCAUGAUCGAUUAUUUUUUUCUUUCUUCAAUCGUCUUGGUUUCAUGGUGUCGCACCCUUCGCCUUCUGUUUCGUUGCAUGACCAGAGGAACAUUCAUAGCGCACCUAUAGCAUAUUAGUUUUCUUUUAUUCUCUUUAGGGUUUCUCGGAUAGCAAGCAAUACACUCAAUGUACCCAUACCUUUCCAUAAUUUCAUACAUCUCUCGCG
This is a messenger RNA of Coprinopsis cinerea okayama7#130, 953 nucleotides long. RefSeq lists its product as hypothetical. Lineage: Eukaryota; Fungi; Basidiomycota; Agaricomycetes; Agaricales; Psathyrellaceae. The record is from RefSeq and is a predicted model, not a curated record. The transcript is spliced from 3 exons. The coding region runs from base 101 to 295 and encodes 64 amino acids.